AUGUCCAGCGGAGAAAAUUACACAGCAGAGAUUAUAGAACUUCGCAAUGAGAUCUAUCAGAUGCAGGCGGACUUUGCCGCAAAUGACAAUGCUUUCUUCCUUUGCUCAAUGGCAGUGAUCAUUUUUUUAAUGCAGUGCGGAUUCGCAUUUCUUGAGGCGGGAGCAGUUCGCAGCAAGAACACUACAAAUAUUCUCAUUAAGAAUUUACUGGACUCAUGUAUUGCCAUCAUUGGAUAUUGGUCUCUCGGCUGGGCGUUCGCAUACGGUGACUCAUCCAAUAGCGUUGUGGGACUGCUGAUUGGUCAUACGCAGUUUUUUCUCGCUGGUUUAACCAAUUACCCGAAGUUUUUCUUCCAAUAUGUGUUCGCAGCCACAUCAGCAACGAUUGUAUCAGGAGCUGUAGCCGAACGCUGCGAAUUUGCCACUUACAUCACUUACUGUACUAUAAUCUCAACAUUCGUUUACCCUAUACUAACACACUGGGGAUGGCAUGAACAAGGAUGGAUGUACUUGGGAAUACAAACAACGAACAUUCAUACAACUUAUCAGGAUUUUGCUGGAGCUGGUGUUGUUCAUCUUUGUGGCGGAACUAUAUCCUUUGCUGCUGCUUACAUAAUGGGACCUCGAAUAGGCAGGUUUCCAGAAGAUGGAGAGGAGGAGUCUAUCGAAAUCAAAGGACACAGCGUUCCGUUUGCUGCUCUUGGCGGCUUUAUUCUCAUGUUCGGCUUCCUCGCCUUCAAUGGAGGAUCAAUGGCUGACAUUGUAAAGCCUGGUGAAGGAAACAUUGUGGCGUUAGCUAUGAUCAACACUAUUCUUUGUGGAGCUUUUGCCGCGCUCACCUUUCUUAUCAUUCACUUUCUCACAAAGGGAAAAUGGACUCUUCUGCUCACUAUCAAUGCUUGUCUGGCAGGUAUGGUCUCAGCUUGUGCGGGCUGCAAUCGAAUGGAGCCAUGGGCAUCAUCGUUUACGGGGAUAGGAGCCGGGCUUAUUUAUCUAGGUCUUAGCAGCUUCAUGAUAAGAAUCAAAGUAGACGACCCCUUGGACGCGUUUGCAGUUCAUGCCGGUGGCGGGUUCUGGGGAUUGCUUUCGACAUGCAUCAUAUCUCACGAUGGGAUUGUUUAUGCUAUUUCUAACGCUAUCGCUAACAAUCACGGAAAGCUCUCUUGCGAACAAGCCUUCGCUAUAGGAAAGCUCCGCGUUUCCGAAGAGGUUGAGAUUAAUGGAUUGGAUAUCUAUAAGCAUGGUGAAGCUGCUUAUCCUUUGCAUGCUUAUGGCCAUGGAUGGGACGAAUACGAACCUAUAAAGGAAAAGAAAACAGGCAAUAAGGAUCUUGGCGCACAUGCAGAAAUUUGUCUUUCUCGUAAGUACCCUUCUUUCACGAUGGCUAUGCUCGAUAUUGAAUCGAUAUCUGCCCAAAUGGAUAACAAUUUCAACGCAAAAAUAUUGAAUUAUAAGAUUGUGGAUGAUGGAAAGUUUGCGCUUUACACCAUUCAAAUAACAGUUGAUAGCUAUACUUGGACGGUAGAACGCCGUUAUAGCGAAUUUGAUGUGAUGGAUAUGCGUCGAUUUCCAGAUCGAAAAAAGUCAUUUCUUCCUCCUAAGCGAUUGAUACGUAAUCUAGAGCCCGAGUUUCUGGAAGAGCGACGUACAGAGCUAGAGAAGUACUGUCGUGCAUUAUUGGAGCUUGAAGUUUGGUAUCAAAAGCAAAAGAAAGUGAAUUCGCUUCCGCUCCUUACAGCAAAGUUCUUCGACUUCCAUCAAUACGAAAUCCAUUCCAUUGUCGAUGAUCUUUCUGUACGACUGGGAGGAGUUGGCGAAGAAUGGCUUACAAAUAGCGAAUCGUCUCCGAAAUACUUCGAAUUUACACCGAUUGAAAUGCAUGCCAUUACUGAGAGGCUUCGGCUUCCGGAACCGACAGCUCCAGAUCCUCGAAUGGUGGCCGAUCUCGGUAACACGAUUGAUUUUCUCCAUCGAGUGCGUGCUUUGAAAAUACGCGGAUCGAAAGGAUAUGUUGGGACCUCAAACAUCGUUUGGAAUUCACUAUCGUAUAGCCUUCAUUUCUGCAAGAACCUUUUGGCUUUAUGGAUUUCGGACUCGGACGUAUCCAGAGUGUGCGGCUUAGGAUCUGUGAGACAAACGUUGCGCCGGCUCGUCAUCCAUUAUUCUAUGAAUAAUCUCAAGGAUCUUCUUCUCGAUGAUGAUCCCUUAAUACCGAUUAUCGAAAUGGAACCUUGGGCAUGCCUUGAAGAAGCGGACUUUUCCUUCAACGAACUGAAAGAGAUAGACGAAAGCGUUCGACUUCUUGGAGAUGUUCAAAAAUUAAACUUCAGUCACAACAAUGUGACGGAUAUUGGACCUUAUCUUCAGCACCUAACGUGCCUUACAGAAUUGGAUUUAUCUUCUAAUGGGAUCACGUCCGUACAGCACUGGAACGAGAUGUUGGGUAAUUUGAAAAAGUUGAUCUUGGCAAAUAAUGCUAUUAGAGAUGUUUCCGGAUUGGCUCGACUGUACUCUUUGGAGUUUCUCGAUCUGCGACAUAAUGCUAUAGAAACAAUAGCUUCUGUGCAACCUCUGGGUGGUCUGCCAUGUUUGGAAGUUUUACAUCUUCGUGGAAACCCUGUCCGAAAAAUGGUCGAAUAUAGGACUAGAAUUUUGGAAGCUUUCGGUGAUAGAAGCUGGGAGGUAAAACUUGACGGGCGAGCACCAGAUGAUCGUGAGAAAGAUACCAUACGGCUGCGAUUAGCUUUACGUCGUGCAAAGGAGGAAAAAGAAGAAAAAGAGAGGAAGCGAAGGGAAAAAAUUGAGGAGAAAAUACGGUACAUAUCUGGUGAUGUUGGUGUAUUCUCAGACGAGGUGGAAUCUAGUUAACAAUCUCACGACAGAUUGGCUUUGAAACUGCACUGCAUAAUAACUUUUCAAAUACAAUGUGAUAUAUUUAUUGAGUGUUAAGAGUCUCGCUUAGACAUAUUGAUUCGCAAGAUUUCCCAAAUUCUUCGUUUUGAGUGCUUUUGUAGUGCAAAUUGUACAUACAUUGCAAUCUCCCUCAUGAUUUGUGAACCCUGAUUGGUGCACAUAUUUACAGUAAUUGUACUUCAUAUUGCCUUGGUGCUUUCGCAUUCCAAUCCAUUCUUACUGUGAUACUUGCAUCACUUCAAAGUAGGUUUUUAUUUUCAUAUUGCAAUUCCGG
Molecule: messenger RNA, 3187 nt
Organism: Cylicocyclus nassatus
Lineage: Eukaryota; Metazoa; Nematoda; Chromadorea; Rhabditida; Strongylidae
Source: the annotation of a GenBank genome assembly